AUGUCAAGAUUAUUUGUAACAGCUGGGUCGUGGAAACCUGUUCAUGAUACAGUUGCUGUUGCAAUACAUUCAUUUCAAGCAAAUGGAGAGAAUCAAUUAACAUUAAAGGUUGGAGACCAAAUAAAGGUUGAAGAAAAGAAUGGGGAAUGGUAUCGUGGUGUGGUAUUGACAUCAAAUUAUUUGUUGGAUAAUAUAGAUCAGGCAGUUACUGCGACAACGACGAUACCACAACAACCUAUUGGAGCAAGUGGGAUCUUCCCCGCUACCUAUGUAGUAUUAAAGAACACUCAGGAUUUUGAUGUUGUCACCAAUGAGUUGUCACAGGUGAUUAGGGAAUGGGGUCUAUUGUUGAUCACCUAUUUCAGAGAGCGUAAAAUGUCGGAAUACAAGAUCAUGAAAGACCGUUUGUCAUUACUUCUCGAUUGGCACGCCAAGAUCAUGUCACCAUCCAUCACACUAGAGGUACGAGAAAUGCUAAAGGGAAAGGUGAUUAGCAAGAUUGAGGAAGGUAGACGUCUGAUGGGACUAGACAUGAUUGUUAGAACGGCCAAUGGAGAGCCAGCACACGAAUCAAAUACAGGUAUCAUCUCGUUGUAUCGUAUGCAUCAAGAGUUGGACACAUCCAAGGUAUCGGCAUACAACAAUACACGACAAUUGACAAGCCAGACAUUUGCAUCGUCGUCGACCAAGGAUCUGCUCAAUGGUGCGUCGGGACCUGGAUCUCCUAUCCCCGCAACUAGUCUUAUCAACGCUGCGACUGCCGCUGCUGCAGGUGCCACCGGUGGUUCCAGUUCUUCUGGUUCAUCACCCUCUUCAACAUCACCAAUGUCACCGGGUCGCAAACCAACCUCCAAUACAUUGUCGGGCUCCUCUUCUGGUGGUAGUCCGAGUCCAGUCCGCGCAGGUAUGAGAAAGUCAAUGAUGGUACGCCGCGAGACUGGUGAUUUGGCCGCCGCUGCAGCUGCCGCCAGUAGUGCAUCCAGCUCGCUACAACCCAACCACAUCUUUUUCGACCUCAAAGUAUUCAUGUGCUCGGUCGGUGAAGAGACACAACUCUUUUUCUCCAUCUACAACCGUACCGAGGGACGCUUCAUCACGGAGGAGUAUCAAGUCGGAUUAACCGCACUCGGCAUGCCACACGAUGUUGACAAGAUUGGUAAACUCUCCACUCUCUUUGUAGAUGUUUCCAAAAAAGAGUUACAAGCCGAUCUCUACUUGGUGUGUCGGUUGGUAAGAAAGGGCAAGAUGUUGGUAGACGGUAAAAAGACUGGUCCCCUUCCAUACCGUCGUCCAUUUGGGUGUUCGGUACUUCGUAUCGAUGACAAUAUCACAGUUGGUAGAGAGUUGGUACAUACCAUCCCCAUCUAUACCAGUACUCAAGAAUCUGUAUUCCCCAUACUCCAUGAAAUGAUCAUCAAGAAUGCAACCAAUCUCCAACAAGUACCCAAAGCCAAGGGUAUUUGUAUUGGUCUCACCCUAUUACCAGGUGAACUCAAACAAGUGAUCAAGGAGAAUCCAGUACUUGAAGAGGUACAACAAACCAGCAAACUUGGCUUCCCCGAUGUCAUCUAUCCAGGCGAUCAAAGAAAUGAUCUCUUUAUCACACUGGAAAGUGGUGAAUACUCUCAAGAUCGAAAGACAAGUGCCAAAAAUGUAGAAAUCAUUGUUCAAGCAAGACUUGAAAAUGGUGAUCUCGUCAAAGACUGUCUAUUCACUGGUGAUAAACACCGUUCAGAGUAUAAAUCAAUUGUAUUUUAUCAUUCAAAUCAACCUCAUUGGUCUGAAACUAUCAAAAUCAAUGUACCAUUACAAUUAUUGGAUCAAAUUUAUUUGGUUUUUAGUAUUAGACAUUGUACUACAAGUGAAACAAAAGAAAGAAUACCAUUUGGAAUGUCAUAUUUAAAAUUAACAAAUCAAGAUGGAACUGUAAUUGGAAACAAAACACAUUCACUUGUUUCUUAUAAAACUACCAAAACGAUUGAAGAAUUUAUUCCUUCACUUAAAGAUCCACAAAACAAAUUGGUUCCAAGAUCAAAAGGUGAACAAACUAAAGUUAAAGUUUUAUUAUGUUCAACUGUUUGUACUCAAAAUUUAUCAUUAUUAACAUUAUUAAAAUGGGAUCAAUAUAAUGGUGAUUUAGGAGAAGUAUUAAAUAGAUUUACAUUUGUAGAUCAAAUUGAAAUUAUUAAAUUUAUGCAAGAAACAUUUAAUGCAUUAUUUGCCAUUUUGGAAGCAAAAAAGGUAUCUGAUCCAGAUUUGGUAUUCUCUGUGAUUACUUGGAUUAUUGGUCUUUUGGUUGAUGAAAAAACUUCAAAAUAUACAAACUUUAAACCAGUUUUGGAUAUGUAUAUUGAAAAUCAUUUCACUAGUUCAGUUGCUCAUAAUCUUCUCAUUGGUAGUUUAAAAAGAAUUCUUUCAAAUAAUUCAAAUUUAAAAACUUUAUUAUCAACUCUAAAGUCUAUGGAAUAUAUAUUAAAAUUUAUUGUAAUAUCAAAAAGAAAUCAUGAUUUGAUUGAUAAAUCAGUUGGCUAUUCAAAGACAUUCAAGGAAGAUUUGACAAGUGUAUUUUCAACACUUAGUCAGUUGAUGAAAAAGACUGAAAGAGAAUAUAUUGGUGCUCAAACCAUUGCAUUGAAAAUCUUUAGUUCCAUGUUUUCAGAUUUGGGUCAAUUAUUCUCUAUCGAAGAAAGAAGUGAAAUUGCUAAAAACUUUAUUGAUAGUGUUAGAUUUGAUGAAUCUUUACGUUUAUUAAAUAUGGAAAAAAUGAAUGUAAUAUUAAAAUUAACAGAAGGUGAUUUAUUUUUACAAAAUUCAUCACGUACAUUGUUGAUGGAUACUGUAAAGAAACAUUUAAAACAACACAUGGCAAGUUCAACUAAUGGAUUUGAUGAUAUCAAGAAACAAGCCGAGAUUAUUAGUGUAAUGAUUGAUACUAUUCAAACCAAACUAAAGGACAAUUCAAAGAUUUGGGAUAUUGUAGACAUGUUGCCAGAGAUUGUUGAAUCGAUUAAAUCAUGUCCACUUCAUUUUGAUAUUGCAAAGUUGGAUAUGGUACACAACCUCUAUUCUAUCCUCUAUCUAAUGGAUGAAGCAUUGUUUGAUCGUUAUAUGCAAUCACUACAACCACAACAAUGGUGGAGUAAUCUUUUUAAACUCUUACGUGUCCUCAAUUCUCUUUUACAAGAAAAUGCAGUCACUUAUCCUGAAAACUGGUUAACUCUUACCAUGUUCCAAUAUAGUACUGUUAAAAAGGUUAUCAUUCAAGUUUCAAAAUAUCUCCUAAGAAAAUUACAAACUAAAAUUCAAAUGCAACAAUGGCAACAAAUUGAUUUUGAUUUAUGGUCAAUAUUCUUUACAUUAUCAAUUACAUUUGUUAAACUUAAAGGUUUAGCACUUGAACAUUUCUCUGAAGCUAAACAAAAAACCAUUAAAUCAAGAUAUGGUGAUAUGAGAAAUGAUUUAAUUUCAACCAUUCAAACAAUGUGGGAAUCUUUGGAAAAAUAUCAAAUCAAAUUAUUACCAACUGUUAUUGCUCCAUUUUUAGAAUUAAUGUUUAUUAAUCAACAAAAUUUGAAACAACUUGGUAUUCAACUUUAUUAUCAAUUAUUAAGAUGUGAAUUUAAAGAACAUAAAUCAUUUAAAAAGGUUGAAACUGAAACGAUUAAUACAUUGGAUCAAAUUACAAAUACUGAAGCUGCCGAUAUUUUAGAUGAAAAGUUUAGAAUUUUCUUUUCUUCAAAUUUGGAAGAAAAAAUGAAUAAUGAUAUGAUUAUAAAAGAUUCUGGAUUAAUAUUUAUAAAAGAUAUGAAGAUGUUUUUGGAAUUAUUGUUUGCACUUCGAACAUUACCAGAUAGAGCAGAGUAUGAAGAUGAUAGAACGAUUGCAUGUAUGCAAUUGAUGAAUUAUCUAAAGCAAACGGAUCGUCAAGACACCUAUAUCAAAUAUGUUCAUUUACUUUGUAAUCAACAUUUGACCAAUAACAAUUACACCGAAGCCGGUAACACAUUGUUGUUGCAUGCCGAUCUAUUGGAAUGGUCCGACACUGUGGUAGAUGAAUUACAAUUUGUAGAAGGAUUCAAAUCACAAUCGAUGCGUGAAAGAAAGGAGAAAUUGUACAAACUGUCAAUUGAAUACCUUGACAAGGGUAAGGCAUGGGAGCGUGCCAUCACCUUGAUGAAGAAACUCAUCAUCCAAUACGAAGAAGUACAAUUUGACUAUCAAAGAUUGGCCGAUAUUUUACAACAAGAAUCAACGUUUUACCGAAAGAUUAUUGGUGUUGAACGUUUCUUUUCAGAGUACUUUAGAGUUGGAUACUAUGGCAAGGGAUUCGAACCAUCAAUUCGUGGCAAGGAAUUUAUCUACAAGGGCUAUGAAUUGGAGAGAAUGUCUGAUUUUGUUCAAAGAAUUCAAGCCAAGUUCCCAUCGGCAUCAUUGUUGACCUAUACCGAAUUGCCACCAGCAGAGAUUAUGAAUAGUCCAAAUCAAUAUCUUCAAAUCUAUGCCGUCAAACCAUCCCAAGACCUUCAACAACAAUUACCUGCCAAUCCUAGACAUACCACUGUUUUGGCCAAUAGUAUUAAUAAUAAUAAUGUUAAUCAUCUUUCACCAAGUCAAAGAUCAAAACCAUCAACUCCAAGUGGUUCACCUGGGAGCAUGUCUCCUGCACUUUUAUCAACUGGUGCAACAGCAACAACAGCAACCGUUCCAGUUGCAACUAAACCAAUACCACCAGCAGUACAAAAAUAUCGUCAACAUAACAAUAUCAAUACGUUUUUAUAUUCUAAACCAUUUAGAAAAAAUAAGACUGGCAAUGAAUUUGGAGAUCUUUGGAUUAUCAACAAUUAUUAUAUUCUUCAAGACUCUUUCCCAACGAUUCAUAGACGUUCAGAGAUUGUACGUCGUUACGAGGUUGAAUUGUCACCAAUCGACAAUGCAGUCAAUUCAGUCAUGAGUAAAAACACUGAACUCAAUGAAAUGUCAAUCAAACACGAGAAUGGCAACGAUACCAACAUUUCUCCAUUUACCAUGAUUCUCAAGGGUGUCAUUGAUGCUGCCGUCAAUGGUGGUGUAAACAUGUACAAACAAGUUUUCUUUUCCAAAGAGUAUCUUGUUGACAAUCCCGACAAAAAGGAAACAGUCGAUCGUCUCAAAUCGGCUCUCUCUCAACAAGUCAUCAUCCUCGAAAAAUCUCUUGCCAUACACGCCAAGGUUUGUUCUCUUGAAAUGGGUGGUCUUCAAGAACAACUUGAAAAACAAUUAGAUAAAAUGAAACAAGAAAUGACUACUUUUGUUCAACAACAACAACAAGAAAAUAUUUAA
Messenger RNA from Cavenderia fasciculata, 5319 nucleotides. RefSeq names its product SH3 domain-containing protein (gene docD). The coding region runs from base 1 to 5319 and encodes 1772 amino acids. The transcript has 9 exons. Gene Ontology annotation, cellular component: cytoplasm; plasma membrane. Gene Ontology annotation, molecular function: guanyl-nucleotide exchange factor activity; small GTPase binding. Lineage: Eukaryota; Evosea; Eumycetozoa; Acytosteliales; Cavenderiaceae. The record is from RefSeq and is a predicted model, not a curated record. Gene Ontology annotation, biological process: small GTPase-mediated signal transduction.